GCGUCUGGCACAAGAGACGGAUCUGGAACUGUGCGCCGUCAGGAAAGGCCCGGCUGCCUUAGAAACAGAGAAGAAGGCGACCCAAAGGAGGAAAGCACUCAAGAAGGGGGCGGGAGGCAGAGGGAAAAAAGGUGGAGUGUUGUAUAAAGAGAGAGAGAGAGAGAGAGGGAAUAGAGAGCUAGAGGCAGAGUGAAAACACAUUGGAGCCUAGAGUGAGAGUAACUGAAUGAGGCAGAGCGAGUCCGGCCUCGACUCUGAGGCAUUCUUCACACUCCGGCGCUCACCUCACUCAUUCACAAAACAAACGCAGGAAGGCGGAGAGGAAGCCGAGAGAGAGAGAUAUCUGCUCCGUGUAACAGGAGGCAGUGCAGCAGCGGAGCGCCCCGAGGAGACGUCAGGAGGAGGUUAACCGCAAACGCCGACCCCGAGCGAGAGCAGCGAGGUGCACAUCCUCCACCGAUGCCACAGACUCCCUCAUCCUUGAGUGGAAAGCAGAGGGCUCCUGCCGAAGGGGGUCCCGACAGAUGUGGCGGUCCCUGCGCGGGGCCCUCAGGUGUCUGGGGGUGAAGGUGUGCCGGAGGAGCGCUCUGCUCGUCGUCCUGCUGUGGUUGGCCUCCUGGCUCUUCCUCAACGGCCUGGUGUUUGUGCACAGGAACAUGUUCUCUGACUUCUGCACUGAAGACAAGAGCAAAGAGAUCCUGCAGAGGGUGUGUGCCGAGUAUCAGCAGGGAGUUCUGACCGGUGACCUCUGUGAGGACCUCUGCGUGGCCGGUCGUGUGGAAUACAAACGCUGCCUCUAUUACGAGAAUGGCAAGAAGGUCAUGGCCGCCAGCUGGCGUGGGGUGCCUGUUGUUCUCAAGUCAAAGCUGGAGAACUUCUCCUCCUAUGAGGCUUUAGCUCUGCUGGAGUAUCAGGAUACAGCGGGAGGCGAGGAGGAGCUCUCGCCGCUGGAUGUCGUCUUCUACGCCACGCUGGAGAUCAAGAACUCUCUGGGCUUGGAGACGGGAACUAACUUGACGUUGCCCCGCUUGUGGGGCCAAAAGCUGAAAGAGAACGAGCGGACGUACUCGCGAGCGGAGUUGGCCUCGCUCUGGGCUCUCCUUCAGCAGGAGGAGUACACCUUCCUCAGGGUCCUGCAGGAUUUAACCCACCACGUGGCCAAGAUCCUGGGCUCCUGUGGUCACUUUUACGCCGUGGAGUACUUGGCGGCCGGACACGCGUGGGACCAGCACAUAUUCUCGCUGGAUGAGCUGACGCUGAGCCCCUCGCCGAGCCCCUGGAGCGGACAGGAGAAGACGAUAACCGCGAGAGACAUGGUGCCCCGAGUGGCCCUGAGCUUUCUAGAGAUGGUGGAGCAUUUUGAGAAUGACUUUUCCCACAGCUUACACCUCUGUGAUAUCAAACCAGAGAACUUUGCUAUCAGGAAGGACCUGACGGUGGUGGCUAUAGAUGUGGAUAUGGCUUUUUUUGAGCCCAAAAUGAGAGACAUACUUGAGCAGAACUGCACCAGUGACAAUGACUGCAACUUCUUCGACUGCAUUUCCAAGUGUGACAAAACUAAAAACAGAUGUGGGUCAAAGCGCAAGAACAGUAACCUUCAGGUGAUCUGUGAGAAGAUCUUCAGGCCUUGGUUUUCUCCCACGCUGCUCGGUGCUAAAGCGGGGCUACCCCUGCAGGUGGCGCUGCAGCGAGCCGUGCAGGAGUGCGCUGAGAUAGACGGCGGGGAGGACGCCAAGCGUUCGUGGGCUGUGAGAAAACAGCUACAGGAUCUACUCGUGGAGCUCAUUCAGGAGGACACGGGAAACCAGGGUGAAGGCCCGGAACACAAGACGAGACGCGUCCAUACGGCACGAGACCAGGAUGGUGCUAAUGGCCGCUUCCCUCAUCCAUACCCAUGCUUUUAA
Sinocyclocheilus grahami is the source of this 1904-nucleotide messenger RNA. RefSeq names its product divergent protein kinase domain 1C (gene dipk1c). The coding region runs from base 525 to 1904 and encodes 459 amino acids. NCBI's taxonomy places the organism in Eukaryota, Metazoa, Chordata, Actinopteri, Cypriniformes, Cyprinidae. The record is from RefSeq and is a predicted model, not a curated record. The transcript is spliced from 4 exons.